This is a messenger RNA of Haliotis rubra (blacklip abalone), 1930 nucleotides long. RefSeq names its product universal stress protein A-like protein. The transcript has 4 exons. The record is from RefSeq and is a predicted model, not a curated record. Lineage: Eukaryota; Metazoa; Mollusca; Gastropoda; Lepetellida; Haliotidae. Bases 119 to 607 code for a protein of 162 amino acids.
UAGUCACAAGUGACCUCGCUUUCGAGAACGCUCGGAGCACCAGGACAGAGGACAGAUUCUCGGUGUGGCAGACGGCUCGCAGUUUCAUUCGAAGAAAGUUGACUCACAGAUUUCUAAAAUGGCUGGUACAGAUGCAGACGCAGACAGAACCGUUGUUAUUGCUAUGGACGGGAGCAAGCACUCCGAUGAAGCAUUUCAAUGGUAUAUGAAGAACGUUCACAGAAAGAAUGACCACGUGAUCUUUGUCCACUGUCCUGAGUACCACACAAUCAUCCAGUCGCCGAUGGUGAUGGCUGAUGUGACUGUACUGACUGACCUGUACAGGGACGAGGAGAAGAAGGUGAAGGAGUUCCUGGAGACCCUGGGGAAGAAGCUGAGGGAGGCUGGGAUUGGUGGUAAAGUUAAGAGCAUAGGAGGAAGCCCAGGCGAGGUUGUAUGUCAAGUCGCAGACGAGGAGAAGGCGAGUCUGAUCGUAACAGGAACACGCGGAAUGGGGCAGAUCAGGCGUACAUUUGUUGGCAGCGUCAGUGACUACAUCAUUCACCAUUCACACGUCCCUGUCGUCGUAUGUCGAUUGAAGGGCUCCCAUGACAAACAUGGACAUUAACGGCUCAUCUCCCUGAAAUUGACGCUUCCAGUUGAGACGGACGUCUUUGGUUAAUACGACACAUGGACUCUGUUAUCAAGUACAUUGUGGCUUUUUUAGCUCAAGUCCUUGUUUUCUGUUACCCAGACAAAGUAGUAAACUGGAGAAAGUUCAUGGUUUAUGUUAAGAGGUGCUGCUUGAAAAAUGAAGCUUAAAUAUUGUUGAAAGUAUUUCAUGUGCCUUAUUGUAAUAAAUUUAAAUAGUUUAUUUGAUCUUUUAAGCUGGCUAUACCGAGUUUGCAUUGAAUUUUUUAAGAGACUGUGAUUAUUGGUUAAGUUGAUUUCGAGAGAUAUGUCUCUUUGUUUGGACAACAAUGUCAUAAACUAAUGUCUGUGAAAAGUCAAACUCUUAAUCUGUUUAUGAAAAGUUACACAUUAUAUAGACCAUGCAGAAAAUUGUGUCUUCCUGGAUGUAUCUCAAUUAUCAGGGCUCUCCAGCUCUCAACCUAUCAGUUUUGUCUAAUUGUCGAAAGUGUUUUCAUUUUCAUAAAUUUAUAUAAAUUGGGACCAUUUCAAUUCAAACUUGGAAUAUUUACUCCCAUUUGCUGCAGGCCUGGGGCCAAAUAUGAACCUCUAGCAUGGCCUUGCUAGUGUUUUGCAGAGAAUACCAAAUCAGAGGUGGAUAUAACUAUUAUCAGUAGGUGAAAUAAGUGUUGAAAAACUGCUUCAUAACUGACUAGAAAACAUGCCUGGACAAGACCAAAGAAUUUUAUAAGUGUAAUUUUUCACAUAUUAGUCAGAAUGUUCUUUUAGCUUUUCUUGUCCAUAAAAAAAUUGAAAAAAUGAAAAAAUCUCCAUAUUCAGUAGUUUAGGUUUUGGUACAUUUUUAUUGCUAUUCAUAUAAUCAAGUUGUUUGACUGCUGUCUGCAGUUUUGUUUUCAAAGUGGCUGGGAAAUUAAGAGAUAUUGACCAAUGGCUGUCUUGCAGCACCAGCUCUCCAGCUUUUGAUUGGAUAACCAUACAUCUUGUUUAUUGUACAAAUAAACUGAUUAUCAGUUAUCAAAAUAUCAACUUGUUCUUUUAGGUGUCAUUAGAAAAAAACAUGAUUAUUUAUCCAGACAGAUCAAUACUGUUAAACAGUUGGCAAGUGUGAAAUGUUUGUGAAAUGUAAAAUUGUGAUAAACUCGAAGUAUCGGUCCCGACCAUUAAUUUGCAAUUACUGGGUCUUAUGUGCCAGUUUAAAUGAGACAGUUUGUUUCAAUGAAUAUUGAUUAUUGAUAUUGUUACUGUAUGCAGAGGCAUGUUAUAAUCAGAAGUCAUUGAUUAAACAGAUGGUAGGAAAAGA